This is a messenger RNA of Rhagoletis pomonella (apple maggot), 2080 nucleotides long. RefSeq names its product phospholipase A1-like. The record is from RefSeq and is a predicted model, not a curated record. Bases 450 to 1670 code for a protein of 406 amino acids. Gene Ontology annotation, molecular function: lipase activity. Gene Ontology annotation, biological process: lipid metabolic process. The transcript has 3 exons. Lineage: Eukaryota; Metazoa; Arthropoda; Insecta; Diptera; Tephritidae.
CUGUGAUCAACAAACAGAGCCACAGAGAGAACCAUUGCUAAGCGCGGAUCAGACAGUCUUUGCUAUUACGUACAUACAUACAAACAUAUAACUUCACGCCUUGGUUAUUGUUGUGGUUAGUUAUCCGGUUACACUCUAACAACAACUGCAGCAUUGCACGAAGAAGCGACUGUUGGCAGUGUGAAGGAAGGCUUUACGACUGAAUUGUUUGUGCCAGCAAGUGAUAACAGCGGUUGGAUUAUUGUAGCUGUUGAAUUGAAAUAAAAUUAAAUUAAAACUCAACGGACCAAGCCAAUUAAGCGAAAUUUAAACGUGGCAUUAAAUUAGCAGAACGUUUGAGUUAAGUUCUUGCGCAUUGGUCGUUGGCGGUCAGUGCGGCGCUCGUUGUGGUUAAGCGCGAAUUUUAAAAUAAUUAAGUUUUUUUUUGUGUGAUUCACGACUUUGCUAAAAUGUGCGAUAAAACUAGUAAGGCUUUGGAGUUGCUAUUGUUGUUGCUGCCAUUGCUGGUAAUUACUAACAAGUGUGCUUCGGCAGCGAUUUUGGAGCCCAUGCGCGAUCUCGAAUUCAAUGGGGAUAUUGGCAGCGAUGUACUUGCAAAUUUGGAGCAAGAAACCUACAAUGAGCGCCUGAGAGAGCGCAAUAUGAAUCAAAUCAUGAAUAUGGAUGAGGAAAUGGAAGACGAAAGUGAAGAUGAUGAAUUCUGCGUGUGGCAUAAAUGUGACAAUGAUUUGCGCGCGUCGCGUGGCUUCAAAAAAUACUUUGAUUUUUCAUUUCUCAAGAAGUUCAUGAGUCAUUUGAAUCCCUUCGGAAUGUCGCGCAUGAAUAUGAAUUUCUAUCUGUUCAAACAGGAUUUCCCCGAUUGUGGACGUGAGCUGCGCCUAAGCGAUACGCGUGAAGAUAUAUUGUACGCCGGCUUCAAUCCACGACAACCGACGCGCAUCAUUAUACACGGCUGGAUGAGUCAAUCGCGCGGCUCCUUCAAUCGCGAUGUCAAGAAUGCCUACCUGAAACGCGGCGAUUUCAAUGUGAUUGUUGUCGAUUGGAGCGCCAGCGCCACCAAUGUCAAUUACUUUGCGGUUGUCAAGAUGAUUGAGGGCUUUGGCGCACAAUUGGCACGCUUUACACAGCACCUGAAGCGCAGCGUUAACGCUGAUUACGAUGAUAUGUACUUGAUAGGACACUCGCUGGGUGCGCAAAUCGCUGGCGCUGCUGGAAAGUUGAUCAAACCGGCGCGCUACAACACCAUCUUUGCCUUAGAUCCUGCCGGCCCGAAGUUUCGUCAUCGCAGCGCCGAAUUUCGCAUAGAUCCCACCGAUGCCAAGUAUGUCGAAUCAAUACAGACUAGCGGCAAUUUGGGUUUCCUGGAACCCACCGGCAAUGCGACUUUCUAUCCAAAUUAUGGCUUUUAUCAGCGUAGAUGCUACUAUGUGGGUUGUUCGCAUAUACGCGCCUAUAAAAUGUUUGCCGAGUCCAUUACAACGAAUGUGGGUUUCUGGGGCACGCGCUGCAAGCGACGCGAACCAGAAUGGGAAUGCAACGAAGAGGCGCCGGCAAGUGAUUUGUAUCGCAUGGGUGGUGAGCCGGCGCAAAAGAAGAGUGGUAUUUUUUAUGUGAAGACGAGCACGAAUUCGCCUUUCGCGUUGGGUUCCAAUUGGAAAGACGGAGAAUGACCGGACCGGGUGACAAGUGGGAGAAAUAGUGGUAAUCUUGAUAUGUGAGAUCAGUAGUCACAGCAUUAUAAACUGUGAUAUUUUAAGUAGUUUAAUUUAUUUUAUAUUGCAUUUUGCCAAAAACAACGAAUUCAUCAACUCUUGCAUUUAGUCAUUUAUAAAAGUAGUACUUUGUACUUUAAGAACAAAUCGAAUUAUUUUUGUAAAAUAAAAUGUUUAUUUUGUAAAAAGAAGUCUUAUGCUUGCUUGGUGCUGUAACCGCCGAGCUUUAUUUGAUUUCAAAAGGCUCGAGGAAGUCCUUCCUAGCUCCUUCCUUCGUGGUUACAUUUGCGUUACAUGAGCUUUGAUUGAGGUUAUAUUUAUAUGUGAACAUACUUUUACGUCAUUCUGUUAAACUACUAUAAAUAAAA